This is a messenger RNA of Symbiodinium sp. CCMP2456, 513 nucleotides long. NCBI's taxonomy places the organism in Eukaryota, Dinophyceae, Suessiales, Symbiodiniaceae. The record is from the annotation of a GenBank genome assembly.
GCUGGGGAGCUGCGCCAGUUGCUGGGGGAGCUCCGCCUCGAGUACGAGGACCUGAGCACUGAGAGUCAGCAGCGAGCCGAUGAGUUGGUGGCGAUGAAGAGCUCGAAGGCAGAUCUCCAGGCAAAGCUUGAGCAAGCAGCGCAGAAAGAGGCAGCAUCCGAGGUUGAGCGGGUCGAGGUUUGCCAGCUCCGCCGCCGAGUUGCGGCGCUGUCUGCGCAUCUGAGUUCGGUACUAACCCCCGUGAGUGCUGCCUGCCGCACACGGCCACUGAGCAGCUACAAGGAGUCGGAACUCGGAACGAGAGCUUUGUCCGUGGAUGGCACCGAGAUUACCGUGGAGGACUCGCUGGGACGAUCGCGAAAGUUCAAAGUUGACAGGAUCUUGGAUGACGCGAAGCAAGAGGACCUGUUCUUGGCUGCAGCUCCCUGGGUGGAGCACGCGGCCUCAGGAGGUUCCUCCUGCGUCUUUGCUUACGGUGCCACUGGCUCCGGAAAGACGCACAGCAUUCUGGGG